Molecule: messenger RNA, 2878 nt
Organism: Coregonus clupeaformis (lake whitefish)
Lineage: Eukaryota; Metazoa; Chordata; Actinopteri; Salmoniformes; Salmonidae
Product: disintegrin and metalloproteinase domain-containing protein 9
Exons: 22
Coding region: 77-2581 (834 amino acids)
Biological process (GO): proteolysis
Cellular component (GO): plasma membrane
Molecular function (GO): metalloendopeptidase activity
Source: RefSeq, a predicted model, not a curated record
UUCACACCUGCCCUGGCCGCCGAGCACAGCACGAUAACACAGCAGCCGUCAAUGGACAAAUGCUGUAGCAAGGAUCAUGGUGGGGAAAAGUCUAGUGACUUUAGUUGUUCUAAUUUGUUGCAUCGUUGGAACCGAGAACAAUCAAGAUAUUUUCAACGGACGGACAUCUAAACUUUCCAGCUACACGGUUGUGAAGCCUCAGCUUAUUCAGAGGAGAUGGGCAAGAGAUGCAGACAGACUUCCUGACUCGGGAAAGACUCAAGAACCUGAGAGGCUUUCUUAUUCGUUGAUCAUUGACGACAAGGAACACUUCCUCCAUCUAAAAAAGAACACAGAGUUUUUAUCCGAAAGCUUUGUUCAGUUUUCCGAUGAUGACAGUGGGAAUCUGACGCCUACAUAUCCUAAGCCCGAUGUCCAUUGUUAUUACCAUGGCGAUGUGGAGGAUCAUGAAGACUCUCUGGUCGCCCUCAGCACCUGCUCAGGUCUCAGGGGUGUCAUUCUCCUUGGCAACCAGAGUUAUGGGCUUGAACCAGUCAAGCAGUCGACAAAUAAUGAGCACCUCCUCUACCGCCUGGAGCACAGCCAAUCAGAGCCCUUUGUCUGCGGAGUGACCAAUGAGACGUCGCACACUGAGAGUCACUCACCCUUCGACCCCUCCCUCUCGAUGACGGCACUUUUACGGAGAAAACGUAAUUUACCUCAGACCAGAUAUGUCGAGUUGGUGUUGGUUGCUGACUUUCUCAGGUAUACCUACAAGAAGAAGAACGAGACAGCGGUGCGACAGGAGAUGGUGGAACUAGCCAAUCUGCUGGAUGGGUACUAUAAGAAGCUGAAUAUCCGCGUGGUGUUGGUCGGCCUGGAGAUCUUUAAGGAAGCCAACCCCUUUAAUGUGGAAGGCUCUGCGGGGGAAGUGUUGGGACGUUUCGUCAAGUGGAGGGCGACGGAGCUGCUACCCCGGAUCAGGCAUGACGACGCGCAGCUCGUUGUUGGUCGGGCGGGUGCGUAUGCGGGAGGGGUCCUGGGCAUGGCGUUCGUGGGCACCGUGUGUUCUGCGGCCACCGCUGGAGGAAUCAAUGUGUAUGGUGGCGACAAUCUGGGCUACGUCUCCACUGUAGUGGCCCACGAGAUGGGCCAUAACCUGGGCAUGAAUCACGAUGACGGCCGCUGCACCUGUAAUGGAGGGAGCUGUGUCAUGGCUGCCACGGCAUCUGGAUCCACCCUCUUCAGUGGCUGUAGUGCCUCUGACUUUGAGCGUCUGGUCCUGCGUGGCGGAGGGAUGUGUCUGCUGAACCAGCCCUCCCAGUCAAACGUCAUCUCUGUUGCUAAGUGUGGCAACGGCAUGUUGGAGGAAGGAGAGGCGUGCGACUGUGGAACACCCCAGGAGUGUACCAAUAAGUGCUGUGACGCGGCCACCUGUAAGUUGACCUGGGGAUCGGCCUGCGCUCAGGGAAGCUGCUGCAAGGACUGCAAGAUCAGCGUGUCAGGGACACCGUGCAGGGGAUCUGUCAACACAUGUGACCUCCCAGAAUACUGCAACGGCUCCACAGCCUUCUGUCCCUCUGACUUCUAUAUCAUGGACGGGCUUCCCUGUGAGAAUGACGCAGCGUACUGUUACGAGGGCCGCUGCCAGACCUACGACUACCAAUGCAAAUUUCUCUUUGAAGAAGGUGCAAGAAAGGCAGCAGAUGUCUGCUUUCAGACUGCUAAUCUAAAGGGGGAUACGUUUGGGAACUGUGGAAUGACAUCGUCAGGGAACUAUGUGAAAUGUAGCUCGGCUAAUGCCAUGUGUGGGAAGGUGCAGUGCACUAAUGUAGACACCAACAAGCCCCCUCCUGGAGGCUCCGUCAGUAACCAGAUUAUAGAUGGCUCGUCAUGUGUCAACGCAGACUUUAACCUUGGCACUGAUGUUCUGGACCCUGCCUAUGUCCACCGGGGCAGCCCCUGUGCCAAGGGAAUGGCCUGUAUUGACUUCCAGUGUGUGAAUGCCUCAGCUCUACUGCCUGUGAACCUCCACUGUGAUGCCAAGAACACAUGUAACAGUCGGGGGGUGUGUAAUAACAAGGGGAACUGCCACUGUAUUGACGGCUGGGGACCUCCUUACUGUGCCAAGUCCGGGAGUGGGGGCAGUGUGGACAGCGGCCCUGCUCAGAUAGAUCACUCCCUGAGGGACGGCCUGCUGAUCUUCUUUCUGCUGGUGGUUCCCAUCCUGGUGCUCCUGGUGUUGGUGCUGCUCUAUGUGUUUAGAAGGGAUACCCUGGAACGAUGCCUCAAAGGACUGCGCUCAACAUGCUCGAGGUCAAAGAACACAGCGAAUGGCCAUGUCCCAAGACGAGCAACUCCACAGGCCCCAGCAACACAGGCCCCACCCCGUCAGGUAAACAGUUUUCCCAGCAACACAGGCCCCACCCCGUCAGCCAAUGCCUGCAUAUCCGCCAUCAGCUACCUCAGGUCCCAGGUAUGGAGAAAACUAUCGGAACAAACCUCCUGCCACCCAGCCACCUCUCCCCCAGCAAGGACCAGGGGUUCCCAAACCCAUCCCUCCCUCCCAAAUACCCUGACAGAAACACCCCUUUGGACAUAACACGGCUUUAACCUUAUUCCUUAUUGUAAAUUGCGUACAUUGUAUGUUCGUUUGUGGAUAUCUCAAUUUUUUAAAAUAAUUUUAUUGCAGGAACAUAAUUUGGUGACAGGGACUUAAGAUAUUCCUUUUUAUAUUGUACUAUGGAAAUGAAGGUAACAUUUUGUAAUAAAAAUAUACAUAUUGUUGAUAUUAAGUUUCAAUAAGGCUCAAAAUGUAAUUUUAUGAGCCGUUACAAUAUUUGUUUAUAUUUAAAUGUGUUGCUUUAAAUGUUACUCAUAAUAAAUAUUGACUAUAAGA